AUGUAUUCCAGAAGUUUCAAAAGUCUGUCAAAAAUCAAAAAAGAGAAAGGCGAUGGUCAGGAAGAGAGGAUCAUGAAGAAACAUACACAUCAUAAGGCUUACGGAGAUUCAACAGGAAAAGAGCCUCUAAUAGACCUUCAAUCGAUUCGGAAAUGGUUGAAUUCGUUCGGAAAUCAAGGGCAUUCGUCGGAAGCCGUACUGAAUGUAUUAUUCACGUUAGGGGUGAUACUGUUUGUGAUCUACCAGGUGGCUUCCUUGCUACAUCGGAUGAAUAAACGAGUGGAGAAGCAGUUGGAGAGUAGGACGAAGCAGAGAAAAGUAGAAGUCGCUGAUAAGCAGACUGGUGAUGAGAUGGUAUUCACGGAUCUUCACGAAAAUGUUAUCAGAGAGAGAAUGAUUCCCUACCGUAUGCCUGUAAUCAAUGAUGAUCUCACACUCCGCAACUCUCAAAUAUUUUACGAAGAGAUGAAAAUGCGGAGAAGUUGUCGACAAUUCAGUUCUAGAGAUGUCCCACUGAAAGUUAUUCAGAAUUUAUUGAAGACGGCUGGUACCUCCCCAAGUGUCGGUAACCUACAACCAUGGACAUUUUGUGUGGUCUCGAGUGAUUCGAUAAAAACAAUGAUAAGGAAGAUUCUGGAAGCUGAUGAGAGAGAUAAUUAUGUUUCGAGAAAAAAAGGAGCAUCCUGGGUAGUCGAUGUAUCCCAACUACAAGACACAUGGCGACGACCUUAUAUCACAGAUGCUCCAUAUCUAUUAAUCGUCUGUCAUGAGAUAUUCCGUGACGUAAAAGACAAACCGGAGCGGGUAUUCCACUAUAAUCAAAUCAGCACUUCAAUAGCAGUGGGCAUCCUUUUGGCGGCAAUUCAAAAUGUUGGGUUGAGUACUGUAGUGACGUCACCACUCAACGCAGGACCCGAUAUUUCGAGGAUAUUGAGGAGGCCGGAGAAUGAGAGUAUUUUGCUCCUGCUGCCACUCGGCUAUGCAUCAGAAGACGUUCUUGUACCAGAUCUCAAAAGAAAACCGGUAGAACAUAUCACAAAACUUUAUUGA
This is a messenger RNA of Caenorhabditis remanei, 1050 nucleotides long. RefSeq lists its product as uncharacterized. The record is from RefSeq and is a predicted model, not a curated record. The coding region runs from base 1 to 1050 and encodes 349 amino acids. Gene Ontology annotation, molecular function: oxidoreductase activity. NCBI's taxonomy places the organism in Eukaryota, Metazoa, Nematoda, Chromadorea, Rhabditida, Rhabditidae. The transcript is spliced from 9 exons.